Penicillium hordei is the source of this 918-nucleotide messenger RNA. RefSeq lists its product as uncharacterized. The record is from RefSeq and is a predicted model, not a curated record. Bases 1 to 918 code for a protein of 305 amino acids. NCBI's taxonomy places the organism in Eukaryota, Fungi, Ascomycota, Eurotiomycetes, Eurotiales, Aspergillaceae. The transcript has a single exon.
AUGUAUAUACUUGCAAAAGUUGCUGGCGGCGAAGUUGACGAGUAUUAUGAUGUUCUCGAGGCAUUCUUUGCUGAAGGUGCCGACGGGUCGGGCCUGGUGAUGACAUUCCAGCGACAACUCUCUGCGGAAGAGCCUUGGAAUGGUGAUAUUUUAACAGAUGACUAUUUCAACAACAGUUAUUGUGUCACCCUUGGAUCUGAAGUGACGAUAUAUGGCGGGCUAGAGCAGGUCUCCUUUCAGGGUUCCAAAGGAUACUUUUAUUUCUCCGAUCAUGCGGCUGCCGAUCUCGGAGGACGACAACUGGUCGUUGAUUUUGAGGUGUCUGAGCAACUCCUACAGCUCUUUCAACAGUUUCUCAGGCAAGCAGUGACAUGGGGAGUCCCUAGUCAGAUCCCCCAACUCAACGGUUUAGCAUUCAAAGGUUCCAUCAUGGAUGCUCCCAACACUCAGCCAAAGGAGCCAGUUGAAGGAAUUAAAGCCCCCAAUCUCAGAGGCGAUCACCUCAAACUCACAUUUGUCUCCCAAGAGCAACUGGAUCGUGAAGGCGGAAACCCUCCUGAGAAUGUGGCCGGUACUAGCGAACCAUCCCCCGAGGAAAUCGCAUAUCUUUCUAACUUGACUCCUUUCCAGCAGAAGAUAUGCGAUAGCCUCCACGGUUUGGGCUGGAUCGAUACCGACAUUUUCAACUUUCUGAUCCAAUUUGAGAACAAGCAAGAACAAAUACGGGCUGAAAUGAGAAUAAAGGGGCAGAGUGAGACCGACAUUCAAAAGCUCGGGGAUCUCUGUGAGGUAGAUAUGGAGGAUUUCUCGCACCUCCGACGGUCUGGCGGCAACCGGGCCCUUGAGCAAUACCAGUCUGAGCUAUACCUGCUGCAUGAAAAUAAGAGACAAAGAAGGGUUAUGUUAAAUGAAGAAUAA